AGCCCGCGGGCGGCUCAGAACGCCGACCGUAUCAUGGCCGCGGGAGCCGGGACGACAAGCCCCGCUUCCGGCCCGGGCGUCGUGCGUGACCCGGAGGCGUCACAGUCGAGGAAGCGGCCCGGCCGCGAGGGCGGGGAGGGCGCGCGGCGAUCGGACGCGAUGGCGGGAGGAGGCGGGAGCAGCGACGGCAGCGGGCGGGCGGCAGGCCGGCGGGCGUCCCGCAGCGGCGGGCGGGCUCGGCGGGGGCGCCAAGAGCCUGGGCUGGGGGGCACCGCGGAGCGGGGUGCGGGGGAAGCACGGCUGGAAGAGGCAGUCAAUCGCUGGGUGCUCAAGUUCUACUUCCACGAGGCGCUGCGGGCCUUUCGGGGUAGCCGGUACGGGGACUUCAGACAGAUCCGGGACAUCAUGCAGGCUUUGCUUGUCAGGCCCUUGGGGAAGGAGCAUACCGUGUCCCGGCUGCUGCGGGUUAUGCAGUGUCUGUCGCGCAUUGAAGAAGGGGAAAAUUUAGACUGUUCCUUUGAUAUGGAAGCUGAGCUCACACCACUGGAAUCAGCUAUCAAUGUGCUGGAGAUGAUUAAAACGGAAUUUACUUUGACAGAGGCAGUGGUCGAAUCCAGUAGAAAACUGGUCAAGGAAGCUGCUGUCAUUAUUUGUAUCAAAAACAAAGAAUUUGAAAAGGCUUCAAAAAUUUUGAAAAAACAUAUGUCCAAGGAUCCCACAACUCAGAAGCUGAGAAAUGAUCUCCUGAACAUUAUCCGUGAAAAGAACCUGGCUCACCCUGUUAUUCAGAACUUUUCCUACGAGACCUUCCAGCAGAAGAUGCUACGCUUCCUAGAGAGUCACUUGGAUGACGCAGAGCCCUACCUUCUCACGAUGGCCAAAAAAGCUUUGAAAUCUGAGUCUGCUGCCUCAGCUACAGUGAAAGAAGAAAAACAGCCAGCACCAGAGCCUGUGGAAAAGCCACUUAGGGAACCUGCAAGGCAGCUACGGAAUACUCCAACCACCAUUGGAAUUAUGACUCUGAAAGCAGCUUUCAAGACUCUGUCCAGUGCACAAGAUUCUGAAGCAGCCUUCUCAAAACUGGACCAGAAAGAUCUGGUACUUCCUAAACAAGCAUCCCCAUCAUCACCAGCCCUCAGAAAUAAGAGACCAAGAAAAGAUGAAAAUGAAAGUUCAGCCCUUGCUGAGGGUGAGGGUGGCUCAGAACUGCAGCCGAAGAACAAGCACAUGACAAUAAGCAGAUUGGUUUUGGAGGAGGACAGCCAGAGUAUGGAGCCAAGUGAAGGCUUCGACUCCUCCCAGGAAGUUGUUCCAGCUUCACCAUCCAAGGCCACCGUUGUCAACCAUCCCCUCCCUGGGGAGAAAAAUCCCAAAUUACCCAAAGGCAAGUGGAACAGCCCUAAUGGGGUUGAAGAAAAAGAAACUUGGGUGGAAGAGGAUGAGCUGUUUCAAGUUCAGGCACCAGAUGAAGAGAGUACAACAAAUAUAUCAAGAAAGCAGAAGUGGACCGUAGAAGAAAGUGAGUGGGUCAAGGCUGGAGUGCAGAAAUAUGGGGAAGGAAACUGGGCUGCCAUUUCUAAAAAUUACCCGUUUGUUAACCGAACAGCUGUGAUGAUUAAGGAUCGCUGGCGGACCAUGAAAAGACUUGGCAUCAACUGAAACAGGCUCUCAUUUCCACAGAAUUCACAGGAGCAUGGUUCCUAAUAAUAGUCCCUGAUAGUCUGCUGUUUCUUUCAGAAGCUGGGCUGGGAUGAAAAUUUGGGGCAUCCUCCUCCGACGUGGGGGAGGCCCCAGUUCCACUCCAUCACUGUAGGAGAUCAUGGAGCUGAGAAAGCCAAGUCCACCCAUGGUCUUGGCAGGGAUGACAGGCACAUAGCUUGUACAGUGCCAGAAUAUCAUUAGUAUUUCCCUUCUUUAGUGGUUUGCUUGAAUUUAAAUCCCCAGUAAUCAGUAGAACCUUCUCCUAGAAAAUGGUGGAGUCUGUUAGGAGCCACUUAUGACUCCAUGACCUGUUAAAACCAGCAACACGAACAUUAUUUGGAGUGAACUUGUUCCUGGUGAAGCUUUGGCCUUCUGAUACAAAUGCAGAGGAACUUCAUGUCAUGAGCCCAGGCUGAUGAGAGACCUUUAGAAACUGUCUAGCCGGUCGUGACGCCGACACCUCGCCCCGACUGCCUUGGCAUCUGCUCUUGAUUGCUGGGCUGUGUAGGCAGGUUUAACCUCCACUACUUAUGUGGUUGAACCAGUGUGUUUUUUAGUGAAAUGGUGAUUAUAGAUAAGCUUAGCCCCUCCCCAUACUCUCUUCUCAGUUCCCUGCCUUAUGCUGGACUUUUAAAGCUUAAAAAAAUCCUGAUUGAAUAUAAAUACCUAAUUCCAUUCUUUGUGAAAUGGUUGCUUCUGCCUAAUUUCCCAAUUGUGCUGUGUUAAUGUCUUGCACUGAAAUUCAACAUUCCCUUUUCCUUUUGUACUGUGUUGUGCUUGCUGUCUCUCCUGGACAUCCUUAAAGACUGUCUUUUUAGCAAAAAAAAAAAAAAGGAAAAAAAAAUUUCAGUAAAGUGUUUUCUGUAAUCUUUUUUUAAAAUAUGAGAACUAUGUCCAUAACUUGUAGCUUUCUUCAUUAAAGUCUUGCUUCUCUCAA
Manis pentadactyla (Chinese pangolin) is the source of this 2638-nucleotide messenger RNA. RefSeq names its product telomeric repeat binding factor 2 (gene TERF2). NCBI's taxonomy places the organism in Eukaryota, Metazoa, Chordata, Mammalia, Pholidota, Manidae. Gene Ontology annotation, biological process: negative regulation of telomere maintenance via recombination; protection from non-homologous end joining at telomere; telomeric D-loop disassembly. Gene Ontology annotation, cellular component: nucleus; chromosome, telomeric region; shelterin complex. The coding region runs from base 34 to 1659 and encodes 541 amino acids. The record is from RefSeq and is a predicted model, not a curated record. Gene Ontology annotation, molecular function: double-stranded telomeric DNA binding; G-rich strand telomeric DNA binding; telomerase activity. The transcript has 10 exons.